Rana temporaria (common frog) is the source of this 2017-nucleotide messenger RNA. It is a transcript of the gene CEP19, whose product is annotated as centrosomal protein 19. NCBI's taxonomy places the organism in Eukaryota, Metazoa, Chordata, Amphibia, Anura, Ranidae. Gene Ontology annotation, biological process: microtubule anchoring at centrosome; trans-Golgi to periciliary membrane compartment transport. The transcript has 3 exons. Bases 57 to 641 code for a protein of 194 amino acids. The record is from RefSeq and is a predicted model, not a curated record. Gene Ontology annotation, cellular component: ciliary basal body; spindle pole; centriole.
UUUUCAUUGAGAAUGGAGCACCAUAAUUACGAAUUCUCCUUCUGAUAUAAAAAGUAAUGACUGCAGGCGCGACGAGGACAGCCCGGCUGCGGGUCUUGGCUGUUUGUUGCCAGGGUAACGCCUGUCUAGAGGCUCAGCAGGCUAUCGGUGCCAUGAGCUGCAAGGCCAGGAAAUGCGGUAUACGGUUUGAACCACCAGCCAUUGUCUUGGUAUAUGAGAAGACCGAAGGGAAGACACGGCAACGCAUCAUGCCUAUCAGGAAUUUCUCGAAGUUCUCAGACUGCAGCCGAGCAGCAGAGCAGCUUAAAAACAAUCCACGGCACAAGCAGUACUUGGAGCAGGUAUCCCUGAAACAGCUGGAAAGGCUUUAUAAGCUACUAAGGGGACAUUUAAAGGAGGAGACUUUGGAGGCCAGCCUGGAUGGGAUUCGGAAGGAGGAAAGUAUUGAUCCAGAUGAAGAUCUUAACAAACUGGAUGACAAGGAACUGGCCAAAAGAAAGAACUUAAUGGAUGAGCUUUUUGAGAAAAACAGAAAAAAGAAAGAUGACCCAGAAUUUGAGUACAACGUGGAAGUGGAUUUCAACCAGGGUGACGCGGUGGAGAGCUCUGGGUGGGAUGAUAACUCUGAAGAUGGCUUCUGAAUACAACCUUAAAAAUAUGAAUUAACACUACAAUACUGUUUGAAUGUAUGGAAAUCCUUGGAAUUUUCUAGAUACAGUAUAUCUCGUCAAAUCUGACAGUUUGAACCAUGACACAGCAGUUUUUUUUUUUUUUUUUUUUACUUAUUUAGAGUAUGUGCAAUCAAUAUAUUAUUUGUCUUGUUUUUUUAUUUGUAUUCUUUGUAAACACAUAUAAAUGGGGGAAGAUGUAAAGGGUCCCCUUUCGUAUUAUCACACAAUAUAAAGAAAAGUAUGUUGUGCGUAGAUGAGACAGUAUGCAACAUCAGAUUUAAUCUUCAGCUUGAUGGUUCAAACACUGGUUGUUGGGGCAGGAAGACUACAGAAACGGACAUCCACCUCUUUCUGGGAAAUAUAGGGUCAUAUGUAAACCAGUCUAGGCUAAAUUCCCUCCAGUGUAUUCUGAAUCUGUUCUUGGGCUUUCUAACAAUAGCUGCACCAAAGUCAAGGGGAAUGUGCGUUUUUUUUUUUUUUUUUUUUAAAUCAAAAAGUUCAGUAUGAUCAUACAGUAUAUGCAGUAUUCAGUAUAUAUAAACAAAACCAGCUUGACGGCUGACAUGGCGGAGCAGCUCCAGGCUCUGGAAAGAUACCAAUAUUGUCAGGAUCCACCCAGCUGCCUGAUUGACAGCUGGCCUCAGUGUGUAAGUGAGAGCCUGAGCCAGCUACACCCACUCCCUCCCCAGCCUGGCCCUCCGGUGUUUCCUGAGUGCCAAAAACACCAGGUGAUCCUGCCAGAAAACCUGUGUCAUUCUGUUCACUCUGCAGUUCUACCUCAAGCACUGUUAUUAGCCCCAGCCAGUUCAGCUCUGUGGACUACAGAACUCUUCCUGCUUCUAUGUUACAGCCUGAAGUAGUAUUGUUUGGAAAUUCCCCAUCUUUACCAAAAUUAGGGGUUCACAAAUCCUCAGAAUUUCUAAGAAAAGUGACUGUUGUGGACAGGUUCACUUCUGCAGGGCUCGGAUGAGAAACCGAAGUGCAAAGCAGCCAAACCACACCCUCUGUGUGUAUCUCAAGGCUUAUUUUACAUUGAAAAGAAUGAAGUAUUUAUUAAAAUAAUUGCAUAUAUAGCAUCAUAUUGACACAGGUAAAGAAAGUUGUACAUGACAUACUUUCGUUUAAGCAAUUACACUCAAAUGUAAUUGUAUUGGACCACUGGGGUUAAUUGAACAAGUUGAAGUUAGAACCUGAUUGGCUACCAUGCACAGCUAGCUGCACCAUGUUUUGCCCUCUCCAAUUUUAGUAAAUCAACCACAGUCUGUCCUUACAAAGGUGGGCUAUACUUUAAGGUUCACACUGGUGCGAUGCGGGAAACCCUGCGAUUCCUGUGCGGUAGAGCUGCA